This is a messenger RNA of Aphanomyces invadans, 819 nucleotides long. RefSeq lists its product as hypothetical. The record is from RefSeq and is a predicted model, not a curated record. The transcript has a single exon. NCBI's taxonomy places the organism in Eukaryota, Oomycota, Saprolegniomycetes, Saprolegniales, Verrucalvaceae. The coding region runs from base 36 to 665 and encodes 209 amino acids.
GCCAUCCACGUCAUUUUCAAUCUCGGUAUCUGCACAUGAGCUCGUCAUCCCCCACCAACAAGGACCAGCCCCUAGUGAAGGCCGAUUGCGCUGCUGACCAAGCUGACGCCGUACCAAUGGCGGUCCCGGUGAAUCCUGAAGUUUCGAUGCAGCCUGGCGUUGACCAGAACGGCUUGGUCGUGGGCCGAUGGAAAGCUGAUAUUUUCGCAUGCUGUACAGACUUGGUUCCAAACUGCCUCAUGACGUGGUGCUGCCCCUGCAUCUCCCUCGCACAAACGUUGCAUCGCGUUGGGAUGUACACGUUCAACAAUGUGCUGCUCGUGUACGGGGCGCUCUACCUCGCGCAAGUUGUGCUGUACAUCUUCCAGUCCACCACAAGCGCCACGAUGGUGUACUCCUCGUCUGGAUGGGUGUACUCUUCGGUAUCUCUCGUUUGGUCUUGGUUGUCGCUCGCCAUUCAAGUUCUUGCCCUUGUCUUGGUCAUGGUCGUGCGCAAGCGUUUCCGCACUGCAUUCCAGAUCCCCGGGUCGGAUAUUGAAGACUGCUGCUGCUCGUUCUGGUGCUCGUGCUGCGUCAUGGCUCAAAUGGCCACCCAUGCAGAAGCGUACACGCCCAACGAAUGUACGUUCAGCCCCAAGGACACCUUGCCUGGUUAUCAAUUCUAGAUAUCUCUCGGCAAGAUAUGAUCUCUUGUCCACAGGAGGGGUUGAGCAAUGUUAGCAUCAAAAUUACCGAACACAUACUAUAGUGGAUUACAAUAUUUCAGAAUUUCACGCCUUUCACACAAAAAUAUAUUUCCUUGUUGCUAGUAGUAUGCAG